This is a messenger RNA of Paramisgurnus dabryanus, 10519 nucleotides long. Lineage: Eukaryota; Metazoa; Chordata; Actinopteri; Cypriniformes; Cobitidae. The record is from RefSeq and is a predicted model, not a curated record.
CGCCCAGCAGCAUCUCGAGUAGUCGAGCGCAGCGAAAAAUGCAUUGAAAUACGCAUCUUAGGACAUUUCCAUCCUCUUUCUGUCUGCCAUGAGGGCGUGUGAUAGGAAUAAUGUGGAUUUUCGCACAGGAGCACGGGCCUUUAUUUUGAGAGAAAUGAGGAUUGUUUUGCGCUUGAGGUCUUAACGCUGAAAAUAUAUUUUUAAAAUGAAGAAGCAAUUCAAUCGGAUGCGACAGCUCGCCAACCAGACCGUUGGCAGGGCAGAAAAAACAGAGGUCCUGAGUGACGAUCUACUACAGGUGGAGAAGCGUUUGGAUCUAGUGAAGCAGGUCUCUCACAGCACACAUAAGAAACUGACCGCCUGUCUGCAGGGUCAACAAGGCGCUGAUAUAGACAAGAAAUCUGUCAAAUCACCUGCGAAAAAACUGCCUCUGACAACACUCGCUCAAUGUAUGGUUGAAGGUGCGGCUGUGUUAGGGGACGACUCUCUUUUUGGCAAGAUGUUGAAACUCUGUGGGGAUACGGAGGAGAAGUUGGCCCAAGAGCUGCUUGUUUUUGAGUUACAGAUUGAAAGAGAUGUUGUGGAGCCUCUGUAUGUGCUGGCUGAGGUGGAAAUCCCAAACAUUCAGAAACAGAGGAAACAUUUAGCCAAGCUUGUCCUAGACAUGGAUUCUGCAAGGACACGGUGGCAACAGUCAUCUAAAUCCUCGGGUCACCCCAGUAAUAUACAGCCGGGCGGAGCCAAGUCUGAUUCCCUGAGAGAGGAGAUGGAAGAGACAGCCAAUCGAAUGGAGAUCUGCCGGGAUCAGCUAUCAGCGGACAUGUACAACUUUGUGGCCAAAGAAAUAGACUAUGCAAACUACUUUCAAAUGCUCAUAGAGGUUCAAGCAGAGUACCACAGGAAGUCUCUAGAGAUUUUACAGGGUGUGCUGCCACAGAUCAAAGCACACCAGGAGGCCUGGAUAGAGAAGCCAUCAUAUGGGAAACCUUUAGAGGAACAUCUGGCCCUCAGCGGAAGAGAGAUCGCCUUUCCCAUUGAAGCUUGCGUCACCAUGCUGCUAGAGUGUGGCAUGCAGGAGGAGGGUUUAUUUCGUGUAGCCCCCUCAGCUUCCAAACUGAAGAAACUUAAGGCAUCUCUGGACUGCGGGGUGCUUGAUGUUCAGGAAUACUCAGCCGAUCCGCAUGCUAUCGCAGGGGCGUUGAAAUCUUACCUUCGUGAACUUCCUGAACCUUUAAUGACCUUUGAUCUCUAUGAUGAGUGGAUUCAGGCCUCAAACAUUCAAGAUAUGGAUAAAAGGCUCCAAGCCCUGUCAGCCACAUGUGAGAAACUACCUGCGGACAAUCUGAACAACUUAAGAUAUUUAAUCAAAUUCUUAGCCAAACUCACAGAGUAUCAGGAUGCUAAUAAAAUGACACCAGGUAACAUUGCAAUAGUUCUUGGACCCAACCUGCUGUGGAUCAAUUCUGAAGGGAACAUGACAGAAAUGAUGACCACCAUGUCCUUGCAAAUCGUUGGCAUCAUUGAGCCGAUUAUCCAGCAUGCGGACUGGUUCUUCCCCGGAGAUAUCGAGUUCAACUUGACAGGCUGUUACGGCAGCCCGGUCCACACCAACCACAACUCCAACUACAGCUCCAUGCCUUCUCCAGACAUGGACCAAUCAGAUCGCAAGCAGCAGCACGACCAGGGUCGACGCCCACUCAGCGUUGCUACUGACAACAUGAUGCUGGAAUUCUACAAGAAGGAUGGCAGCAUCAGGAAAAUUCAAAGCGUGGGUGUCAGAGUGAUGGACACGUCUUGGGUGAAAACAAAAGGUUCCUCAACGCUGACCCGCAAAGCCUCAUCCACCCCUCCUGGUGCACAGCUGCCCGGUUCUCCCGCUGACACCCUGAUCACAGAACAGCCCGGCGAGCUGGCCACAUCUCCAAUUCCAACACCCCCUCUUGGAGACCGGGGCAGCUCAGACGACGUGUCGCCCAAUCGGCCGGAUUCCUCACAUGUCUAUACAUCCCACGUGGAGGAGCGGCCCCCUCCCCCUUACCCUUCCUCUUCCUCUCACCCCGUCCCUCAUCACUUCUACCCCAAACCACCUCCCUGCGCUCGGCCCGUAGCCCCCGGCCCCGAGUCUCAGCCUCCCAGCUCCCCUCCUCAACCACUGCGCUGGGCCGGCUUUACCCCCCCUCAGCCACAGCUCCAACCCCAGCCACCCCCUUCCUCUUCCUCACUCGAUAUCAACUCCAACCCCAAACCUAGCUGCCUGCACUUCCCCAAACACGGCCCAGCGUGUGAUGCGCCGCAUGCCGCGCCGCCUGACGCCAAUGCCUCUCCCCUCUACGUUAAAACUCCUCUCGUGCUGACCCGGCAUGACAUGUCCCUCGGAAACCCCCCUAGCCUCCCCUCCUCUGCUACCCCACCGUGGGCUGCCUGUCCAUGUGCCCGUGAGCGAGGACCCCCCAGGCUGACUAGCACUCUAAAGAGCAAGGAACUCUCUCCUGUGAUUGGCCAUAAGGCUAUGCAGGCGGCAGGAGCAACAGUGCCCCCUGUCUGCGGUCAGCAGAGCAACAGUCAGUCUCCCCACUCGGCCGAGCACAGCCCACACACCUUACGCACAGCCUCUAAGAAACUUGCCCCUGUGCCGCCCAAGGUUCCAUACGGCCAGUCGGGGGGAAUGUCAGACCAAUCCACAGGUCAGCCGUCUCCGGUUAGCCUGUCCCCCACUCCCCCAAGUACUCCCUCGCCUUACGGUCUGGGCUGUCCACCUGGACAUGCACCCGCCUCUUCCCCAGGCCAGACCCCAUUAGGGGGAACCCAUUCGUUGUCCUCUCCGCCCUCUCUGACCGGUACACUCACAAAGUCCAGGCCCACCCCAAAGCCCAGGCAAAGACCCAGCCUGCCCCCUCCCCAACCACCCACCGUCCCCCCUACGGUCCCCCAGCCCCUGGAGCAGGGUCUACUUGAUGGAUUGUCCCCCGGGGAGAGCAUGUCCACAGCAGAUUUCUUCAGUUUGGAAAUCCCCUCCAUCAAUGUCAAUCUGGACAGCCUGCUGGACGAGUUCAGGGUGGUUCCCUGUCGGAGCUCCUUUGCCACGGUCAGUUCUCCGGAGGGGGAGUCCGUGUCCGAGGAGGAGGGCCAGAGCACCACACUUUGACUCCUGAGCCCACCCAGCAGUUUGCCAGCCUUGCCCGGAUCUCGUCCUACAACUGAAGCCUAACCUACUCAAACCCUGGAGACCUCCCUCUUCUGGUCAGUGACACUACAUGGGAGACUAUAAAAAAUGCGGAUCGCACAAACGGUGCCAUAAAAAAGCAACAGAAUGGAUUUCGUUCAAGAUUUCGCAACUGGAUGAGAGUUUCGUGUUCCUGUUUCUCUUUGAACGAUUCUGUCUGUUUUGUUGUUGUGUUGUUGGUUUCGUUUUAUUAUUUCUGCCUUAUCGGAGCUGCAGUUACAGGACAAUACAAACGCACAUAGGAAGCAAUUUGCCCUCUUCAGAGGAACCUCACACACUUUAUUGUGCUGAAGGAAUGGACCUAAGGCCGCCUUUGUUUUUCCUACAGGGUCCAAGGAGAUCGCCAUGUGAUACUCUUUAUAGACGACGUAUUGGCAUAUAGCAUGCAGGUUUAUUUAUGUGAAAUUUUGCAGUGCUAAGGCCUCACAUGUGAUCUUUCUCUCGGUUUCUUCUGGUUUUUAUUUUUUGCAUUAACGCUUAUCGCUUUAGCAAAACAAGUACAUUCAAUAAUUUGGGUUAAUAGGUAGACUGUUUUAGGCGUUUGCGUACUCGCACUAUGGUUCACAAUACAGUUAACAGUGAAAUAAUACUGCAGUGAAAUGCUAAACCAAUAAAAAAUUACACAAUCACAAAAAGCAAAUUAGGUAAAUGGAAGAAAAUCCAGGACUUCCAUGGCCCGAAAAACCUGGAAAUAUCAGGGAAUGGUAAAAGUGUGAUUUUCAGGGGAUAAGUGAUGGAAAAAUUGUUUGAGAAAGUCUAUAUUCCUUUAGUUAUACAAUUUAUUAUAGACAUAUUUGUAGAUAUGCCAGUUCCGCUACUUUUUGGGAAUCCCUAUGAAAAUCCCCAUUUGAUUAUUAUAAACAUCUUAGAAAAAUCAUGAUCCCUGAAUUUUUUAAUUUCUCUCACUUUUUUCAAAACAUGGGUCAAAUCAUAAUUGGUCGUAUUAAAAACAGAUUUUCCUCACAAAAUUCUUCAUAUUUUGGUAGGCACUUUACCAAGAUCAUUGGUCCUGUUGUAAAAGCAAUGCCUUGCAUUUUCUGUUGUCAUUCUGCCCUCCAAAGUGCUUCAUGCAGUGCCACACUAUCCCUUAUUUAUAUUCCAAGACUGUGCAUAAAGAUUUGUAGAUAAGUGUCGAUGAGAGGACAAUGUAAAGGCAAAUAAUGAAUUAUUAUAUAUUCAUAAAUGUGACAUGCCAUAUUUAUCUUGUAUAGAGAAAAUGUUCUAAGUAUUACUUUGUCCCUGAACACUUUUUGUCAGGUUCACAUAGCAAGUGAGUUUUUUGCACUUUUGUAAGCCAUGAACUAUACAGUAUGUAGAAAUAUGAAUGCAGAAGUUUGGGUAGAGCGAGAUUUUAUCCCUAGACCAACCUCAUCGAUAACAGCCUUAAUCAACAGCUUAAAUCAACAAGAGAAACUGUAUAAAUAAAAUUAUAUUGAUAGAAAUUAAUAUAUGAAGUCAACAGAUUUUAAUAGAUUUAUUCAACCUUUCUAUUGUAAAGCAACUUGAAAUACACAAGAGAUGUUACUUAGGAAAUAUACACUGACCCCAUAAAAUGUUUUUUGGACACUUACGUUGCACUGUGAAAUAAACAGUACAAAUACAUUAGAUAUUAAAAUAGAAAUAAUGCCAUUCCUUUAAUCGAAACUGAGACGAUGUUCUAAGCCAUAAUGCAAAUACUUUAAUAAAUACUGCAAACGUAUUACAAAUGUCAAGUGGAUUUUAGUGGAUGUAAGUCAGAAAUGUCUUAUGGGCAUAUGCCACCAAAGUCCCUUUAGGGAAGUCACGCCACUAGGCGGUCAUAUUUGCAGUAUUACAGUCAUCUACUUAAAUGAGUAAAGACAGAUAUACUAUCUCUAAAAUUUGAUGCAUGCCGGUUCAAGAUUACAGGAUAUGACGUAUGGCAUCUCCUCCCAAGCGGCUGCAUGGAGUUCUGAUGAUGACAAAGCUCUUUGUGAUUGGUCACUUCACUGUUGACAACAAUCACGUGCGUUUCAUGUUUUUAUCCAACAUUCACAUUAUAAAUUCAUGUUUUUAUAACAGGUAAAGCUUGUUAAUAUAAUUAAAACUCAAUCAGAAUAUGUUAUAUUGUGCUUUGUAAAAAAAUUAAUUAAAAUAAACUAUUUGUAUUUUAACUCUUUCCCCGCCAUUGAUGAGUUAUCUCGUCAAUUAAGAGAAAACAUUUGCAUAAAAACGUGUUCCUGGUGAAAACAGCUUUUUGGUUUUGGCUCGAUCAUUAAAAAAUAUUUAAGUUUGAUUAAUUAUAUUUUUACACAAGCAACACACACAUCUCUGCUACAAAUGAACAUUUGCAGUUUGUUUCUAGUACUUACCAUUCUUGGACAAUUACACCAAACGUUACAACUUACCCCAUAGGUGGGGUUAAUUGUAACAGGCAGGGGGUUAGUUGUAACACUUGCUAAAAUUAAGUUUGCAGGCAAAUAUCUCAAUACUAUUUUGUCUACUUGAAGUGGAUAUUGUUUAUAUAUCUGUCUGUAAUAGACAGGUAUCCACACUGUAUUCAUUCAUCCAGCCCUUUUCUAACAAUAGUUCAAUUAUAAAUAGAUACAAAUGUCUAAAUAUGUUAGAAAAAGCAGCACAAUUAUGACAAAACAUUUUUUUAUAUGUGACCCAGUUUGUAAUAUUCAUAAUACAGUUUCAAAGUCAAAUUCUGAGAUAAUGAGCAUCAAAGUCUGAUUUUAGGCAUUCAUUUUAUUAUGAUUUCAAUCUUUGACGUUACCUUAUUCAAUCAAUAUUAAAGAUAUGAACAAAAAUUUUUGAUACACAAUUUUUGAUAAGACAGGCACAUUUAUUUUGUUGGCAGCCAGUAAUCAUCCGUGUGUAGCCUAUUUAAAACAACGCAAGAAUUACGCUAACAUUAGCGGUUUUCAUAUCGUAAGUGCUGAGGGGUAAGUUGUAACACAACGUUACAAUUAACCCUCCUGGGUCAAAAUAUUUUCAAGCCAACCAAAAAAGUUGCUAAGAGCUGCAGACAUAUUUCAAAACCAUGCUAUGUUUUAGUCUACAAGACACUGAUGAAUAGCAUUGGAUUUGAUAUCUUACACACCCAACUUAGAAACCGAGAAAAACAUAUGAAGAAAAAAAUUACCAAAACACUCUUUCAUUAAUAACUCUCUGGAAAAACAUUAAACAUUUCUAAUAAUUUGCGGGAGAUCGUCUUUUGGCAACGUGAAAAAAGUUUUUGCCCCGUGCACCCGUAUAGUUAUAGUCAUAUCUGCCUAAUUUUCUUAGUACACGAUGUAACUACAGAAGAGUCAAGUUUUAAAUAGGAAAAAUAUUGUAACUCUUUGGUUAUUUUUUAGCGUGAUGCUAAUGGUCUAAUCAGAUUCAAUGGAUUAUGCAAAGCUAUGCUAAAUGGUACCGCCAGACCCGAAGAUUGGCUGAAUGGCUGAGUCCUAAACUGUAAAAAUCAAAUGUUUAACUCUAUGGGAGCUAAGGCAGAUUUUUUUUUGUUUCAUUUCAAUUUCAUGGCAACUUUAAGUGUCCAAAUAUUUUUAGGGGGUUUUGUAUAGAUUGUCUUCCCAUAAAAUCAAUGGAAAGAUACUGAUAUACAACUUGGCAGGGAUCCUUUUUAUUAAAUGCCACCUCAAAAGUACUAACCCCCAAAAUCCUUUAGUUUCAUUGCUGUUCCCCAAACAAAUAAUCUGAUGUCAUAUUGAAAUGGCACAAGCCUGGCCAGUUGUUUGAGCAGCAGGCAACUCUGCCAGACAACUGGAUGCUGCAAUUUCUCAUGUCUGAACUCGUACAAAACCUUUAGGAUUAUUAUAGGGUCACACAAACAAGGUUUGUACUUUUGUCUUGAUUUAGGAGUGGGCACAACAAACGGUCUCUGUUUCUAUACGAAGAGCUCGAUUUAGCCAUGGCUUACUUCUCUAUUUCCUCUCUUUGAAUAAGCAUUAAUGUACGUCAGGGACAAGAGGACUUUUUUGUUUUUGUUUUGCUAAAAUCUAUGAUAUGCCUCAGUGUGUGUUCAUGAUGAAAUAUAGUCUAAUGAUUAUUGGUGACUGAGUUCUAGUUGUAGUGAUUACACAAUGAUAAUUGCAAGUGCCCUCACAUUCAGUAUUUAUAACCUGAUGCUAACGGUGAGUUUUGUGCGUACGUGAGGUUCUGUUUGUGCCGGUUCUGCUGUGUUCUGUGAGGAGGCAGUCGUGUGUUUGUGUGUUUGCGUGCGCUGGUUGAUUGUGUUUUCGCCUUUACUCGGAUGUGCACUGAAGUUAAGGCACAAUGAUAUAGCAGUUGCAAUAGACGCAUGGUGUAUUUUCUUUAUUAAGGUGAUACUCAUCGCUUUCUAUUAGCGGUCAUAAAGAUAUGCUUAAGUAAUUGUUAUUGAAGAAGGAUUUUAUACAAUAUAAAUAUGCAUUCUCAUUUAAGUUCUGUACUGUUAACACAUAUUCGUUUCUAAGAUGAAAGUCACAAGGUCUGGUAAAUAUCAAAAGAAUUUAAUGCAGUUUUUGUCUUUGGGUUUAAUUCUUAGUCUGUCAAAACAAUAUGUUUAAAAUAUUUGUAUAUGGUAAAUGAAAUGUUCAAAGAAGUGUUUUUAACACUGUAAAAAAGGCAGCAUGAAGUUUUGGCCUGUGAUAAGUUGACAUAACUUAUAAUUUGUUAAGUUAAAGUAACUUAAAAAUAUAUGUUGAUUUGACAAAAAUGCUGCAUUUUAUUUGCAGUGCAUGCAAAAUGUAAACAGUUACAGCUAAAAUUCAGUAAACAGAAUUUGUCAAAUAGGCCCAUACAGAUUUUGCAUGUAUAAAUCUUUUUUAUGACAUAAUUUAUAUUUUAGCAUUGUUUGCAUUCUCAUAAUUGUCACGACAAUGCAUUUCACCCCAUUGUUAAUGCAAAAAUGCAUCAAUGUUAGGCCAACACUCUUUGUUGUUUUUGCAAAGUUUUAAUGAUCAUCCAUAUUUAUUUUUUCACUGUCUUUAUAAAGAUCCAAACUGAAAAUAUAGGAAUUAUGUACACAAAACGUAAAUAAAACCCACAAUUUUUAUAACAAAAUAGAUUCCUUGGCAAAAGUCAUUUUUUAGUCUGAACUUUGUCAAGCUUACAUAAUUAGGAUUUAAUUUAAUUUAGGAACUGCGGGUUCAUACAUAGAAAAUGCAUAAUUUUUGUCAAAUCAACAUAUAUUUUUAUGUUACUUUACUCUUAGAAUGAAUGUGUUAAGUAGUUAAGGACGACAUAUUUAAUGUUUUCUUAGCUAGACACAUCUAGGUUUUAUUAUUGGAACAACACACUUUGUGUUAUUUUAAUACAUCUUGUGUUGUCCCUUUUAUUUAUUUGAACACAAAAUCAAUACGAAAUGAAACAUAAAGUGUUAAAUAGGAUAACACAAAACAAUGUGUAAAAAAUUGUAUGGUGCGUUCACACCAGCCGCGGUAGAGGCGGCAAAAACGCGGCAAUCGCGCGUAGUUGGAUGUUUGAACAUUUUGAGUUUACUCGCUUCAUUCGUGUGUGAAAGCCGCACGUGAAAUUCUAGUCAUUCGAGACAUUCACGCAGAAAUUUGCAUUAUGGGAGGGACUUCUGCGACUCCGCUGAGACUCCGCCCGCUUCCUGUAAUCACGCCACUACUACAGCAAGGUCCUGAUUGGUUAACAGGGCACAGAAAUCCACCAAAGUUCUGAUUUUUCAACUCGCGUGUUUCCCGCGGCAACGCACAAUUUGCGCGGAACCAAGCGUGCCGCACAAGCCCUGAAAAGUGAAGCCAAAACGUCUCGAUCGCCCCCCAGUGACUGGUCCCAUUAUAGGUCAUAAACCCCGCCUCCCCAUGUUAUUCAAUAGGACUUGAGACCAACAAAAAAUUUUUUUCCGAAGCUGGUUUCUGUCAUUUACUGUAGUUUUUAUCACGCUGAUGUAAAUUUAAGUGUUUGUUUUUAAAAUAGGUUUGUGUUUAGUUAGUUAUUUAAUGAUAUAAAAACGGUGGGGUCACGUCAUGAUUGACAGCUGUGAUAUCAUGUGAUAUGCGCAUUCUGCGAGAGCGAGGGCGGGGUCUUGAUUUCGCGGCUUCACUUCCUGCUCACUACUGCGCAUGACUGGUCCCGAAAGCGCUACUGCGCAGACUCAAGACCCAAUAUGUCAGCGCCAUAUCGGGACACUGGCGGCUUCACUUUUCACCAAUGGAAGAGAGCAAACAGGCGUCGUCCAUAUUUUUUUACAGUCUAUGCGCGGAACGCACCAUUCGCGCCACACGUUCCACGCCAUUUGCGCCGCGCCUGCCACGCUGCAGGAUGCCUAAUCGCAUCUUUGUAUUGACUUAACAUGUAAAUCACCCGCACUUGGUGCCUCUACCGCGGCUGGUGUGAACGCCCAAACAAAUUAAGUUAAACAGUUUCAACUUGUUUUUAUAAGUUAUGUAAACUUUUUUAGGUCAAAUCUUGAAAUAGUAGGUUGAAGUCAAAACCAAGUUGUUUAAACCUAAUCCUGCAUUUUUUUUUUUUUUACAGUGAAGUGUGUAAGAGGAGCUCACACUAUUUAUGUGUCACUUUUUAUUCUGUUUUUUAAUGCUCUAUAAACGUUUUCAGUAUUUUCUGAUAGUAUUUUAAUAAAGAAUUAUAUAUGUUUACUUAAGCAUUGCAAAAACAACAAAUCUAAUGGUGGAAUGAUGGCCAAAGACUGGCACAGCACUGUAUUAUGAAGUAUUUUCAGUAAGUAUUAUAGUAAUAUUGUUGAAUGAUGGUGGUUCUUUCAAAAUUUUCAUUCAUUUUGAGAUUAUUUGUGUGUGUGCCAAAUCUGUGUCGGCCUAUACUGAUUACUUGAUUUAAAGAGAUGUGUCCUAAUACUUUUAUGUUUGAAAUCCAGGGACAAGAUGGAAGUAAAAUAAAGUAUCCAAUGCACUCAUAAUGAUGAUAAAAUGUACAAAUAUAGAUUUGUUUAUUAAUUUAUUGCUGAUGUAAUUGAUGUUCAGAAAAACAGAAUGGACAAACAUCUUUCUCACACGAUCCUGUGAAGUUCAGUUAGUGGAAUUGACCAUGCAUUUAGUUAUUUGCUUUAAAUAAUUGUGUGUUUCCUUUCAAAUGUUACCAGCUAAUAAUUAAGGGAGGCAAAUAUGAACCAGGUACUGUAUGUGUGAACAGAUGAUGAUGAGUUGAUUAUGAGUGCACAUUAUCCAACAAUGUACAGUCGUUCACACCUGCUUACCCAACUAAUGUACAAAUCUGCCUGUAAAUCACACCCUUCUCAGCUUAGCAUAUCAGUUGAUGAACACAGUCUGUACUGUGAAGCCUGCUGCAGUCCUUAUCAGAAUGUCAGAAAUACAUAGAUAUAUAUUAAACUUUACAUUUGUAAUA